Colletotrichum karsti is the source of this 3693-nucleotide messenger RNA. Its product is annotated as sensor histidine kinase response. The coding region runs from base 1 to 3693 and encodes 1230 amino acids. Lineage: Eukaryota; Fungi; Ascomycota; Sordariomycetes; Glomerellales; Glomerellaceae. The transcript has 3 exons. The record is from RefSeq and is a predicted model, not a curated record. Gene Ontology annotation, molecular function: histidine phosphotransfer kinase activity; phosphorelay sensor kinase activity; protein binding. Gene Ontology annotation, biological process: protein autophosphorylation; phosphorelay signal transduction system.
AUGUCAGCCACGACUGAGCCGCAGCGCGAGCGCGAGGUUCAGCGAUACCUCCAGAGUUGGCAGGUCGCCCAGGGCUCUUCGCUCAAUGUUGCCCUCAAUGUCGACAGCAUCGCGGCGCCCGACCUGCAGAGCACGGGUUACCAACCCAAGGCGUCUCCCGAUAAGACUCUCACGGCCUUCGCACAGCUCGCUGUCUUGCGACUCGACGUGAGGCGGGCCAUGGUCUCGCUGAUCGACUCCACAACCCAGACAAUCCUUGCCGAGGCUACUCACCAUAUUCAACUCGGAGACCCAAACGCAAAUCCAAAUGAUUCUCAAGACACGGUAAACAGCACGAAUAGCGACUUAUGGCUCGGAGCCGCGAUAUUGUCACGUCCGGACGCGGUCUGUGAGCAUGCGUUUGUGAAUACCUGCACCGCGAAGAACUCAAAAGAUCAACCGUACACAGUCCCCGGUCUCAUCGUCCCCGACUGUCGCCUCGACUCCCGUUUCAGUACCCGUCCCUAUGUGCUUUCGGAGCCAGGAGUUCGUUUCUAUGCUGGCGUGCCUAUCUUCUCCCGGAAUGGUCAUCGCAUCGGUGUCUUUGCUGUGUCCGAUGAGCGGCCGCAUGAUGGGCUGACGAUUGAUGAAAUCAAAUUCAUGCAGGUCACUGCUCAGACUGUCAUGGAGCACCUCGAGUGGGCGCGGGACCGUGUUGACCGGUUCAAGGGUGAACGUAUCGUGCGUGGGUUGGCGGCCUUCGUGGAAGACUGCUUCACAUUUAGUGACGACGCUAUUCCGACGAAAGACGAGGACCCAUCAACUGUUCGCCCUCCUGAAAUGCCUCUCAUCUCUUCAAAACGCCCGUUGUCGACGGCCAACACCUAUUUUCGACAUGGCAGCUCAGGGUCACCGCGGUCGUCGCUGUCAUAUCGUCUGCGAAACCAAGCGCCAGGUUCUCCUCCCCAAUCGCCGCCUCGGAACAGACAGGUCCCAAGAUCCAAGCCCGACAGUAUUUCCAACGUCUACCACCGCGCCGCCGAGAUCCUCCGCCGUGCUACACUUGCGGACGGCGUCGUUUUCUUGGGUGCCACUACUACGACCAACAGACAGUUGAGCCGGGCUAUGAGGACAGGGGGAUCAAAGUCUUCCGACGAAGAUGAACAAUCCCUUCCCGUCACCUCUGGAUCGGAAGGUGUUGGUCUCGACAGCUCAGACUCCGACACGUCGCCAGCAGCCAGACCUUGCAAGGUCUUAUCCUACUCAAUAACUGACGAGCGCGUACGCGCUGGCAUGGAGCAGGGCCCUCCUCUUUCACUUGGUACUCUUGAAAAGUACUUUGCGAUGUUCCCGAUGGGGAAGACCUUGUCAUUCACAGAGACUGGAGCUGGUGUUUCUUCGGAAGACGAUAGCGCGAGCGACCGAGAACCCAUACGAGUUGGACCGCUCGCAGGGGAGAGAUCCACUGAAGGCCGACGGCGCAAGGUCAAAAUGGAUCAUGAAGAGCUGCUCAAAAAGAUCCCCGGCGCCAAGUCGGUUGUCUUUGUGCCGCUCUUCGACUACAGCGAGGACAGGUUUGCCGGAGGCUGCUUCUUGUGGACGUCAGUCACCGGCCGCAUGAUGAACCUCGACCAAGACCUGUCAUAUCUCCGAGCCUUCGGAAAUAGCAUAAUGAGCCAGAUCGGACGCAUCAAUACCCAGAAGAACGAGGUCGCGAAGACGACCUUCAUCGCCAGCAUGAGCCACGAGCUUCGGAGUCCUCUGCACGGAAUCCUUGGCUCGGCGGAACUGCUGAAAGAUACUGAGACGGACACCUACCAGUCAGGCCUAAUUACCUCGAUAUCCACCUGCGGAAAGACUCUUCUCGAUACUCUGAAUCACGUCCUCGACUACAGCAAAAUCAACCGACUCGGCCGCGCGCAGAUGAGAAAGAGUGCAAGACAGAACAGACCUGUAGUCCUCUCUUCAGACUCAUUAGAAAGCUUGAGCAUGACAGCGAUGGUUGACCUUGGCGUCCUUGUCGAAGAAGUUGUCGAUGCUAUUGCAGCAGGACACGCUUUCAAGAAACUGGCCGGUGCUGGUGCUUUGGGGCCGAUCAAGCCCGUCAACGAACGCCUGGAAGGUCCUGUUACGAUUGGCAAGUACCAAGGACCUGGAGGUGAAGGCCCCGUGUCGGUCUUGCUUGACAUAUGCCCGAGGACAUCCUGGAUGGUGAAGACUCAACCAGGCGCUCUCCGGAGAAUUAUCAUGAACCUUUUCGGCAACGCUUUGAAGUACACCUCUUCGGGAUUCGUUCUCGUGUCACUCAGUGCCUCUUCAAAGGGAGAUGGCUCGAAAGUCAACGCGUUGAUAAGAGUCACCGAUACCGGAAAGGGAAUGUCCGACGAUUUCCAAACAAAUCGCCUGUUUGUGCCCUUCAGCCAAGAGGAUUCUUUCCAGCCCGGGACGGGUCUAGGCCUGAGCAUCGUGAAACAGAUCGUCGAUUCUCUCGGAGGUGCACUCGAGGUCAAGUCUCAGCAAGGCACGGGCACCGAGGUCGACGUGCACCUUCGUCUGUCGCCAGUCAACGAUGAAGCAGCUCAUCAGCCCGAUGAGGCAAUUCGAUCGGUCGUCGAACACACCAGAGGACGGCGUUUGGUGCUCCUGGACGGCGACGAAGGACUUCAGCCGCCCGCAUUCGAUCGACAAGUCGCGAAGCUCAACGAGGUGAUAGUCAACACUUGCACGACUUGGUUCGGCAUGCGAGUCGAGAAAGAGACCGACGAGAACCUCUCACAGGCGAACAUGUUCUUAUACUGUGAGCCUCCUCCAAUCGAGGCACUUGAGCGACGCUUCCAGAACCACGACCCGGCUGCCCAAAAGGUUCCCAUCAUCAUUGUCUGCCAGAAUGCCGAAGAGGCGGUUCAAAUUUCACACAACCACACCAAGAUAUUGGGAGAGAUGGCGCAAAUUGUGGAGGUUAUCUCACAACCAUGCGGGCCUAGAAAACUGGCUAAAGUCUUCGGCAACUGUCUGAAGCGAGCGGAAGCUGCGGCUUCCGCAAGAGCUGCAGCCGCAGAGAAUCCUUCAGUGGUCGUUGCUGAUGCUGGGCAAGAGUCGACAGACUCACCGGUUUCUGACGGUGUAUCAAAACCCGAGGACCACGUUGUCGUGCACCAUGACCAGCCUCCCCGAGCUGUUAAACGCGAGAUUGCCACAACCCGAGCACUGACGAAGUCAAUGGAAACGAUAACCGUCGAUGAGAUCGGCAGCGCGGACCUGGAUGGGCAGAAAAAGAGCAAACUUCACGUCCUUCUCGUCGACGACAACAAAAUCAACCUCAAACUCCUCGUCAUGUUCAUGAAGAAGUGCGGCUUCUCCUACGAAGAAGCCGAGAACGGACAGGAAGCAGUCGACCAAUUCAAGAUGGCCUCGGGAGCGCUCAUCCCGCAGGACUCCUCGGAGUAUGGCACGCGGCGCCGCUUCGAUUUCAUCCUCAUGGACAUCAGCAUGCCCAUCAUGAAUGGGUUCGAGGCUACCAGAUGCAUACGCGAGUUCGAGCGCGAGCAUAGUCUCCAACCGCCAACCGUCGUCGUUGCUCUGACGGGACUGGCGAGUGCUGAUGCAAGGCGCAACGCGGAGUCCGUGGGGAUUGAUGUUUUCUUACCGAAGCCGGUGCGCUUUGCGGAGUUGAAGAAGCUUCUCUCGGCCAAUGCCGACGAGAAUCAUGAGUAG